AUGGCCAACAACUCCCAGGGUCUGUUCGGAGCUCUCGCCGCGGAGGCACCCACCACAGACGAGCGCCGUGUAAAACUUUUCCCGUGGGACUCCUUGUCCAGUCAGCUCUACGAGCCCUUCGGAGAAAGCUCCCUGGAUGAUCUUAGCUUGCAGCAGAUUUGGACCGCUGCGAGCAAAGGCAACAAGAAGGCCAAAUAUCACAGCCAUCUAUGCGCAGAGCUUGCUACUGACGCAUGGCACGUCGGUGCAGGAAUCUCACAAACCUGUGAAAUCCUGCUAGCCGCGAUCAAGCACUGGCAAAGCCAGGACAUGCAGCGACUCGUCCGCCCCGAGGUCUACGCCAAAGUGAAUGAGGAGAUCACCGUCCUUGCCCCAGCCUUGAAAACGUUGCACGUCGGCAAGGGAUCCCAGGAGACUCGGGACACCGGAACCCUGCGGCAGGCCAAGAAACAGAAGAUCGCCGGCGGCGUCAUCGCAACGCCUACGGAGGAUCAGGUCAUUGAGGCUGCGAAGAUCCUGCACAAAUGGCUCGCACAAGAGCAAAGUGCUCUACGCUCUGCACUUUUCAUCCUGGCCGGGAAGAAUACGUACUACGCAGCCCAUGCCGCGGAGGUGAUGGCUCGUGCAACGGUUGCACACAAGCCACUGACGGCUGAACACAUUGUAAUCGCUAUGACCGCUCGGAUGUCGAAGAUUCCCGAGCCACAAACUAGUGUACCAACGCUAAUUUUGCUGCUAGCCUAUCCAGAACAAAUCUUCAAGAGGGGAGUUUGUGCAAGUGCAGGUUUGAUCAAUCUCGGGAACUCCUGCUUCGUGAAUGCUGGCCUGCAGGCAGUGCUUGGCACCCCGCCCUUGCGAAAGGGGAUUCAAGAGGGUGUCAGCGCCAUGGAGACGAGUCUGGCGGAGUUGUACAACGCCCUCGAGACCAGCCGCCGGCCACUCAAGCCGCUGAAGAUCACGGAGAAGUUCUACCACGGCCGCCAAGAAGAUGCAAGCGAAUUUCUUAUUCGCUUGCUCGACGAGUGCCCGAGUGCGUCUCGACCACUUCAGGGCAAGGAAGUGGGUGUGCUACGCUGCGUCCACUGCGGCUACCAACGCUGCCUGGCCGAGGAGAACUUCCUCACCAUGCAGCUGCCGCUGGUAGAUAUGACCUCCAUCCAGCAGGCCUUGGACGCGUAUCUCCGAAGCAGCACCAUUCACGAGGACAUCGAAGAUUGGUGCUGCCGCGGUGAGGCUUGCACCGCCGCCGGACGUGCUCAGGAUCCUCCGCGACACGGUCUUCUCAUCGAGAAGUGGCCGGACACCUUGCUGCUCUCUCUCAACCGAUGGGACUCUGUCCAUGGCCUUCUUUCGCAAGCACUGCUAUGCGAGAACGUGCUCGUCGCAGGCGAGAAUAUCUACGAGCUUCAAGCUGUGAUCACCCACAUUGGAGAUCUGCCGACGCAAGGGCACUAUGUCGCGUACGCUCGCAGCGAGGACUACUUCAUCAAAUACGACGACCACCGAGUAUCUCGCGCAGCUCGCCAUCAGACUUUUUCUUCUACCCCAGGUGAAAAGGUGUAUGUGGUCAUCUACACGAAAAAACAGCAGGCCGAAGCACGGGAGGAGCCAGCCAU
Symbiodinium necroappetens is the source of this 1616-nucleotide messenger RNA. The record is from the annotation of a GenBank genome assembly. NCBI's taxonomy places the organism in Eukaryota, Dinophyceae, Suessiales, Symbiodiniaceae.